Racocetra persica is the source of this 710-nucleotide messenger RNA. Lineage: Eukaryota; Fungi; Glomeromycota; Glomeromycetes; Diversisporales; Gigasporaceae. The record is from the annotation of a GenBank genome assembly.
GAUUUCCUGUGGUUGAUUGUGAUUUUGACAAGGAACAAAAACAUCAUGAAUUUCUUUUAAAAGUCUGGAACUCGAAUUUUUUGGCUCCUGUCGAAUCUAUUUUACUAAAUGGUGAUGCUAGGGUUCUCGAUGUUGGCAGUGGAUUUGGUUCGUGGAUUUAUGAUAUGGCAAAAAGCUAUCCUCUUUCUCAUUUUAAUGGAAUUGAUAUGCUAGUUCCAAAAAAUUUUCUGGCAAAUGUCAGCUUUACACAAGCUGAUGUAUUGGAAGGGUUGCAAUAUCCAAAUUGUUAUUUUGACUAUAUUCACAUGAGAGAUGUGUUAUGGUAUAUUUCAACAAAAGAUGUUCGUAAUAAAUUAUUUCCAGAUUUGUUACGAGUUUUAAAACCUGGUGGUUGGAUUGAAAGUGUAGAAUAUGAUACCGAAAUUAUGAAUAAAGUGUCUAGCUAUUUUCGAAAUCAUGGAAUUUAUCCUGAUGAAUUUUAUAAAAAUACGUCAAAAUUAUUUAAAGAAAAUAAGCUUGAAUAUCAAGUUGAAGAAAGAAUCUUAUGCUUUAGUGAUUGUGAACUGAUUGUAAAAUUCGUGAUUCUUGAAUAUACUAGUAUUAGUCAUGAAAAAUAUGAUGAAAUUCUUGAUAAAGUUUCGAGUGAACUUAUUGAAUAUAAAACUUCAUUUCGGUCGAUAAGACAUUAUGGAAAAAAACUUCCUGGUUAA